Messenger RNA from Phyllotreta striolata, 5365 nucleotides. The record is from the annotation of a GenBank genome assembly. Lineage: Eukaryota; Metazoa; Arthropoda; Insecta; Coleoptera; Chrysomelidae.
AUUCACGCUUUUGAAACCGACUGUGGUCGAAAUGAAACCGAAAAACGGGGACGUUAAAAGAAAAAGAGGCUUCGGGCCGAUUUUAUACGACACAUACAAAGAAUUCGCGGAAAACACGAGCUUACACGGAUUAAAGUACACUGUGAUGAAAGAUAUCGGUAAAUGGGAAAAAACGUUUUGGCUACUGGUACUAUUUUUCGGUUUCGCAUGCGCCAUAUACUUAACGAUUCUCUUUUGGGGCCGGUACGUUAGCAACCCCACUCGUACCACCAUAUUGAGCUAUUAUGCCCCUACAACAACAAUACCGUUCCCAGCAGUCAGCAUUUGCAAUAUUAACAGAAUUUCGAAAACCAAGCUCGACAACUUCGUCGAUAAGCUAGGAAUAGACGAUGAGGAGGAGAAAAAAAUCCUCAUGGAUGCGGUUCCGAAGGUUUUAAUUAUAUCAGGCCAAACGGGGCUGUACAAAAGAAUCGAUGUCGAAUGGGCUCAAAUUGUUUUGAGAAGGCAUAAUAUUAAUAACCUGACCCAAUUCCUGGGGGAAGUGACGCAUAAUUGCAGCGAAACGGUGAUGCUUUGCUUGUGGAACGAGGAAAUUUUAGAUUGCUCCCAAAUAUUCAAUGAAGCGCUCACUAGCAACGGUUUCUGCUGCUCGUUCAAUUACGGAGAUACUAAAGUUAAGUAUGCUACUACCGAAUUCAAUGGCGUCGGCAGCGGUCUAACAGUUUUAUUGGAUCCUAAAAUCGAAAAAGUACAAUAUUCCAAUUACAAAUCAUCAGGUUUUAAGGUUAUUAUCCACGAUCCUGAGGAAUACCCAGGAGGUAGGGCAACUACCAGGAUGAUAACCCAAGGGAGCGUGGCCUAUAUACAAUUGUUCGGCAGCAAAAUGAUAUGCAGUGGAGCUGUGAAAGACCUUCCCAUAAGCCAAAGGGAUUGUUAUUAUACCGAUGAAAUGGAACUCGGUUCUUUCGGUGAAUAUACGUAUUCUAAUUGUUUAACGGAAUGCGAGGCGAAUUAUUAUUACAGUAAAUGCAAUUGUGUGCCGUACUUCUACGAUUUCACCGAUAAAACUAAAUGUGAUGUCUCAAGUUUGACUUGCAUAUUCGAUAUUCGUUCGGACAUUGCGAAUUUGUCCAAAAUCUGCGAUUGUCCUACCCAAUGCGAAGAUGAUUUUUACGACAUUGUUUCGGAAUAUUCGGAUUUUGAAUACACGAAGAGCAUGUUCAUGUUUUCUUAUGAAAAUGCCACAAUAGAUAACGAAACUAUCCUUUUAAAUGUAUUUUUCAACGAACAGAUUCAAAUAGUGUUCAUGAGGGAUACGAUAUUUUCAACAAUAUACUUGCUAUCAUCAUUUGGGGGAGUGUACAGUCUUUUCCUCGGUUGCAGUUUAAUUACAAUAGUAGAAGUUUUGUAUUACUGCACCUUUCGAUUAUUCAUAAACAUGAAGCACUCGAGUUUAACGCCAGCAGAUGAAAAACUAUUUAACAGUAAACAAAUCUAUACGAUAUACAAGGAUCGGAAAAACGAUUUUGUUCCGCAAUUUUUGCCGUAGGAAUUGACUUACACAAACAUUUCUUGAGAGGUUGAGAAAAUAAAAAUUGGCUAUGAAAAAAAUCACUUUUAUUUAUUUUCGAAAUAACUUGUAAACAUCUGUACUGACAAGACAUUAUGGAAGAUUACAAACAUACCAUUACAAACAUUAAAGUUACGAUUUCCAACCGAAGUUUCAACUAAAAUGUGUUUAUUGAUUGACUAAUCGAUACACUGACAUUGGACGGUAAUUAAUAAUUUAAUCCAGAAUGAAAUUAGCGUGUUCUGGUGUCUUUUACGAACGAAACGAACUACACUUGCUGCAUUUUCUCACUUGUAGUGUAAUGUUGAAAUAAUAAAAUAACAUUUUACAAAAUAUCUAGAUAUUUCAUUUCUCUGAAGACAUUUAUAAAACUACUCUCGGUGUAUGUAAACUAUUACAAUAAGAUAUCACAAUGUACAAUCCCAAUUUUAAAAAUAUUUCUAGCUGCCAAUUAAUGUGGUGAAUCGAACAAAAAUAUCAAAAUUGAUUAGUCUCUGUAAAAAGGUAGAUAAAAUAUUUAACUAGGCUGUUCACGCCCCUACAAAAUUCAAACAACGCGUAGAGGGAACAAAUCCGAUGGAUUUUCGCAUUAAAUUAGUAGUAACAACAUUUUUAAAAAGUGCCUAUACUGUUACUAGCAGUAAUCAAGUUGGCUCAAUGUUCCCAAUGUUUGGUUUCGUUGAAAUAAAAAAGUUAUCUCACCUUUACUAAUUUGCAUUAGCAAGAUAAGAGGAAGACAGUAACGAAAACAAGACUCUUAAAUAAGACAUUUCUAAAGUAAACAUUUACUGGCAAUUUUUUUUGGCUUGAUUUCUCACAAAUUACGCUAGUACUUUUUUUAACAAUAGCCUUAUUUUCGAAAAAAAUGCAGAAUUCAAAUUAUUAUAAUUCAAUUGGAACUGUUAAUAUAGCGACUCCUGUAAAAUAUUAGCUUUAUCGAUUGAGCAUUCAUCAGUAUGACACGUACAAGUUAACAAAUUUUCCCAUUUGAUUGGUUUUAAUCGGUAGAACUGUAGAUUCCCUAAUAUUGGACUUCAAGUAAGAUUAUUUACAUUUACAAUAUUCAGUCUAAAUCACCGCACAAUUAUUCAACAAUAACAUAACAACUUCACCAAAUAAUCGUCGAUUAAUCAACGCUCGAUUGCUAAUCAAUCCAGUCAUUGAGAACGUAAUAGAAUUUCCUAGCGAAAAUUUUCCGCACAACUCAUUUUAUUGCGAUAUAAUAUUUUCAUUUUAGUUGCCUUUAACGUUUAAAAAUUAUCCCGCGUUAUCCAUUCAUCAUGUUAAUUUAAAAGUGUAUAAUUGUCUCAAAUACUAAUUAAUAUAAUGCACAAAAUCAUAAGUCAUCUUGUUUUUCAUUACAAUAAUUUGUAAUAAACACGUUUUAAUGCUUAAUGUACACAAUCUACACAAUUGAAAUUGACAAUACAAUCGAAAACGAAGGUUCAAAUUACCUUUUAUACUCUUAUAGUCAAUCCGGACUGUCUUUAGUCCUUCUAGGUUUUAGAUAGGUCGGAAUAUACAGGGUGUCGCAAAGAAAAGUAGCCGUUUAGAGUAAGAAGAUACGUUUUAUUGAAAAAGUGGAUUGAAAAAAGGGGAUUUUGAUAAAGUACACUGUACAGGCGAUGCAAAUUAAAUAUAUUUGCGAACACCGCAUGUUUUUAUGAUUAGACGAUUAAAAAUUACAAGCCGAUUAAAUGGGCUACUUUUCAUUGGGACACCCUGUAUUGAACAUUAGUAAUUAGUCAUUUUAUUCAACGUCAACUAAGUCUCAGUCUUGGCUUUUGUUUUUAUUCUGACAAUGCGGCUGCGCAAUUGAAAUAUUAAUUAUUCCCGAAUUAAUAGAUGUGUUCAAUUGGACAACCGUUAUUUAGAAAUUUGGCAUGCCUACUCUCGCAAUCUAAACUUUUAGAAAAUAUACAAAUUAGGAGGAUUAGUUUUAUUAAAAUAUCGUUUAUUAAUAUUACUUAAAUUAAACUCGCAUUCUACAGAUGUGUUCCAUAACAAAUAAAUUAACAAUCUUCAUCCUCCUUUUGAUUAAACCUUUUUCACUUAAUAAAAUUCAGUAACAGCGAAUUGCACUAAGAGUUUUUUAAUAAAAUAAAUAGUAGUUUUUCAAAUAAAUUAGCACGUUAAUUAUUAAAGAAUACUGAUCUAUCCUGCAAACGUAUGAAAUAAUUAUACUUAUGCAUUAUUUCACAUAUACUACAAUUGAAUAAAACAAUAAUUUCAAACAUAAUAAUAAGUAAUUAUAUACUGGGCGAAAUGUAUUUCCUCGACGAGUAGUGUAAUGUUAAAUUAAACAAUGUAGUUACAUAAUAAAGAAAUGGAACAAAAUCAAAUCGAUAAUAAUAGGUAUGCUACAAUAGCAGGAUGAAACAAUUUUGAUACUUAUCUGUAUUUUUCGGUUAGGUUGAUUAGGUAAAGAAACUUUAAAUCAGUCCAAGGGCGUAUGUUAAUGCAAAAAACGAAUAUUCUCACAGAAAUAUGCACAUAAUCUAUCUGUAGAAUUAUGUAUGUAUAUAUACAAUUGUUGUACAAAAUACUAUAUAAAACAUUUUUCAAAAUUUAUCAUCACUUAGGCCUUCAAACAUUAGAUACCAUCUGACUAGAAGAAAAAAAAAUUAAAUCGAAGAAUGCAAUUUCCUGGAAACGCAUUAAGUUAAAUUUGCAUUUCUAAUACAGUAAACGGUGAAGCUGCACAUUUUCCUACGAUGUUAUUUCAAAAAUUAUCGAAAACGUCCUAGAGCUCAUCAAAUGAACCUAUGCUCACAAAGAACAACAUUUCGAGCACACUGUACAUAGGAAUAAUAAAAAUAACAAUCAAUCAGUCUUUUACGCGAUUUCCUUAGAGGCUACGAUUACUAUGCAUUCGAAUUCUGACGAAAAAUUGUUCUGACGACUUCUGAUGAAUCGUCCGAAAAAACAAACUCCUUGUUUAUAAUAAGAGUGUUUAAACUGACAACGACAAAAACCUUCGUCAGAACAAAUUUUCAUCAGAAUUGGCAUGCAUAGUAACUGUAGCCUAACUUGACUACCACAUUUCCAGAAACGCCAAAUACAAUCAGACGUUUACUUCUUAUCGAACAGCGGCAAUUUAGACCUGACCGCUCCCUCGCACACCACCAACCUAGAACAUUUCGGCCGUUGCGGCACCAAGUACGAACCACCCGCACUCGAAUUUCCCGCGUUGUCCAACGACCGCCUCAAGCUGGCUAUCCUCGAGCUCAACUGCAAGCCGCCCCUCACGCCGCCCGUGUGCCGCCGCAGGUUCGCCCCCUUCCGCUCGAAGUACUCCACGAUGCUCGAUAUAUUGGGCUUCAGAUCGUUGGGCCAAUCGCAGCUCGUCAGGCUCGACACGUCCUCGCUGCUGUCCGUGUAGAUCGACGAGGCGCGCUUGCAGAGCGCCUGCAGCUCGGCGUGCUCCAGCUCGUCGAGCGAUCGCAACGAGCUGACGGCGGUGCCGCUGUCGCCCCACAGGCUGUUCGACGACAGGCACUCGCCCACGCUAGAGUAAAAACCCGAUUCGCACGAGCCGCGCCGGCGCAGCGCCGCGCCCGACUCGCCGGCGAACUCCAGCAGAUUGGAGCCGGAGCCGGCCCUGUACAGCGGAUGGACGAACAGCGGCGAUUGGGCGGCGCCGGCCGCCUUGCGCGACGCCGACGGCGAGCCGGGCAGCGAUUUCGGCGCGUCGGCCGUCUCGACGAGCGGACAGGGCAUCUCGCAGCAGGAGGAGAAGUUGCCGAGGAUCUUGCGGACGCCCUGGAAUUGGGCGAGCGCCGCGAACGGGUUGGU